UAGACGCGUAUGAGUUGCCCAGUGAACGGAGCGCAUUGGAAUACUUACACCUACACAGUAACUUCACUCCUUACGGUAGAGUUAUCGCUUCUGAAACCCGCGCAGAAACAAUAGGUUGCCAAGACUACUCGCCUACUUGUGAAGUUUGAGAUUUGCGAUUGAAUGUUAUGCAAGGACAUUCUUUAUUCUAAAAUAUUUCUAGGUUAACAGAAAGUCCGUCUUAAGUGAUCUAAAACAAUUAUUACAUUGAAGUUUUUUCAAUGUACGACCGGAGAGGGGGUAACUGGAGAGAUUGCGCACGAUAUGGACGACUUCAGACGAGUCGCUUUUCGGAGGAAGCCAAGGAGUUUGCAAAGGCAGCAUGUGCAAUCACAAGAAUGUGCAGAGAAGAACAUCAAGCAGAACUGUUUCUCAUCAAAGGACGUCGAUGAGGAGGCUUGUGUGGGACUGAAGAUCGCUCAGGGAAACGACCUCUGCCGCAGUGCCAGUGAACCUUGUGGCCGUGGCACCCCCAGUGAGAGCAGUUGGGGGGGUGUAAAUGGAAGAGACGGGGCCAGUAGGCCCUUACUGCAACCCAAACCACCAGUGCCUCCGAAACCACCACACCUACAGACAUCUGUGAUUGAGCCCGGGACCCCGUCCCCAGUCCAGCAAGGACCCCUCGAAGCCAGGAUGGCAGACAGGAGAGGAGCAGGCUCCAGACACCAGGCGCCCGUCAAAGUUUCUGACCUCAUCAGCCGUUUCGAGAACAGCCACACUGAGGGGAAGACGGACGGCCCCCAGCCGAGGCCGCCGGCCAGGUCGCCCAACCACAGCGCGGCCCAGCGAGUACUCCACAGAGCACAGGAGCUGAAUCAGGAGCAGCCCAACGCGGGGCCCCUCCCGGGCACCCCUCAGAAUGCCCAAAAACACGCCCCCAACGGGGUGCUAGCCCAGAUGGACAGGGGCGGGAGAGAGCCCUCAGUCAGGGGGACAGAGCCCUCGGGCCUCAGGACUGACGCAGCCCUGGUCAACGGGGAGGAAACGGACGCUAACGCACAGCUGGAUGCAGACGAUGCCCAGCCCCAAGCGGACGGGACCAGCGCGGGGGCGUCUGGAGGGGAGGAAGAGGAGAGCGAUACACAGGAAGACUCUCAGAAUGAACAGAGGAAGGAGGAAGGCGAUAUGGAGCAAAAGGAGAGCAAUGAACAGAAGCUAUAUAAGAUUGCCAGCGAGCUCCUGCAGACGGAGAAGGCCUACGUCAAUCGACUCAAACUGCUGGACGAGGGCUUCUGUACUAAAUUGAUGGAUGAGGCGUCAAAAGGAACGUUCCCAGGGGAGGUUGUGAAGAACAUCUUCUCCAACAUCACCUCCAUCCACACCUUCCACAGCCAGUUCCUGCUUCCAGACCUGGAGAGGCGCAUGGGCCAGUGGGCCUCAAUGCCUCGUAUUGGGGACAUCUUGCAGAAGCUCACUCCUUUCCUCAAAAUGUACGCAGAGUACGUGAGGAACUUCGACAAGGCCAUGGAGCUGCUGAAGCAGUGGACUGAGCGCUCACCUCAGUUCAAAGCUAUCAUUUUGGAAAUUCAGAGCCAGGAGGCCUGUGGGAACCUGACAUUACAGCACCACAUGUUGGAGCCAGUACAGAGAGUGCCUCGCUACGAAAUGUUGCUCAAGGACUACCUGAAAAAACUACCACAGGACGACGUGGAUCGCCGUGAUGCAGAAAAGUCUCUGGAGACCAUCGCAAUGGCAGCCACACACUCCAACAGUGCUAUCCGAAAAUCGGAUAACCUGAAGAAGCUGCUGGAGAUCUAUGAGAUGCUGGGGGGAGAGGAGGACAUUGUCAACGCGUCCAAUGAGUUCAUCAAGGAGGGCCAAAUCCUCAAGCUGGCAGCCAGGAACGCUUCAGCCAUGGAGAGAUACCUCUUCCUGUUCAACAACAUGCUCCUGUACUGCGUGCCUAAGUUCAGCCUGGUGGGUCCGAAGUUCACCGUGCGCACACGCAUCGGGAUCGAGGGCAUGAAGGUCCUGGAGACCCUCAAUGAGGCCUACCCCCACACCUUCCAGGUGUCUGGCAAGGAGAGGACCCUGGAGCUGCAGGCCAGCACGGAACAGGAUAAAGAGGAAUGGAUAAAGGCUUUCCAGGUGACGAUAGACAUCUUUCACCAGAAGAAUGAAACAUUCAAAACGGCCACCAAAGACACUGAGGAGUCUGUAAGUCUGUCUACUGCAGAACUGGGGAAACGUGCUCCCCGCUGGAUUCGAGACAACGAAGUGACGAUGUGCAUGAAGUGCAAGGAGUCCUUUAAUGCAAUUACGCGCCGUCGACAUCACUGUCGGGCCUGCGGCUAUGUGGUAUGCUGGAAGUGCUCAGACAAUAAGGCUCAACUGGAGUAUGACGGCAACAAGAUGAAUAAAGUGUGCAAGGACUGCUUUAUCAUCCUUUCGGGCAGCACAGACAGCGAGGAACGAGUGGAGGGCAAGAAGAAGGGCAUCCUGGAGAUUGAGGCGGCGCAGUUCUCAGGAAACAGCAUCAUGUGUGGCUUCCUGCAGCACAGUGAAAAGACCAAGCCCUGGCAGAAGGUGUGGUGCGUCAUCCCGCAGAAGGAGGCGUGUGUGCUCUACCUGUAUGGAGCUCCACAGGAUGUGAAGGCCCAGGCCACCAUUCCCCUGGUGGGCUACACUGUGGAGGACACUCCUCGCCCAGGUGACCCGCCCUCCAGCUUUCGCCUGUCCCAGUGCAAGUUCAUCCACAGCUUUGCGGCUGAAACCGAGGAGCUCAAGCAGCGCUGGCUGCGGGUGAUCCGGGUGGCGUCGACAGGGGAGGAGCCUGAAGAGUCCCCUCCACCAACCAAUGGCGGAAUGGGGCAUGUCACCCAGGAAGGAAGCACUGAGAGCCUCUGAGAGCCCUACGCCGCCCCCCUGAAAAAAAACAUUCCCACACACACUCCCGACAGAUGCUUUGAAUGCGACACCCUGCCCGCAGACUCUCACAAACGAACCCUCUCAGGCUUUGUCUCCCUGCUGUAGAGACUGCACCUCUGUGUCCGCACAACACUCGCAGUCCCCUCCAAAGGCUCGCCGUCCCCCUGCAGGAAAUGGACCAGAAGGAACCGGAACUGCUGAGCAAUCAAAUCAACACUACGCACACGGACAAGGCUGCAGCGGGGUGUUCAUGAGAGGGGCCUGCAACUAGGACCUUGACAGGCCCCCUGUCCUGACUACUGUAGUGCCUGCAUCAAUGAGACCUGUAUUCAUUUUUUCUUUUUCUAGAUCCGGGGCUGCAGGUUUCAUCAACAGGUUGAUUUUUUCAUACACUGCAGCCUGUUACUGUACAUAAUGCUAGCAAGCCUAUGAGUAUAGUCUGCUCUAUUUUUCCUAAAAGGAACAUUUUUAUGUAUGAAGACAAAACCUUUCUGUAUGUAUUACAAGACAUGGACAGUCAUGUUCUCACUGGAGUGUGAGAAAAACCCUACAGGAAAAAGAAGCACACAUACACCUGUUAAUUUUGGUGCAAGACCUCACAUUCUCCUUGGGAUGCAGUCCGUUUUCCCACCCUUUUGUUUCUGACUACACCUACACUGAGUAGAAGUGGAUUCACCAUAGUCAUAGCACUCUCCCAGCAGACUGGCACCACCUGGGCUCAACAGCAGCUGGAGAGUCCCUUAAAGCAGUCCACAAAAAUAUUCCAGGGUUUCAACAUUAGAAUUACAAUUAUCUCAUACGCUUAAUUGUACUACAGAAGAAUGGGCAGUCAAAGUUCUGGUCUACUGAGCCUUUCCCUCUUCCUGUGGAGAAAUGUUAGAGCAGAUUAAGUAUUUCCCAUGGGGCCUGGCCUGGGACUAUCACAUAGGAGUGCAAGGCACCAUGGGUAAAGCUGCACACUGCUGCCAUAUAGCUGAGAACAGAAGUCAGAAAUGAAUGUGUGUUGUCAUUGUAUGUCUAUGUAAUUACUUAAGAGUCAAACAUAUUUUAUUGCUGUUAUUAAAUGUUUUGUCUGAAAGUUUUAUGAGCUGUGACUGCACAUGACCACAGGCACAAAGCACAGCCUCAUGGAAGUAUUGUAGAUGGAAGAAAAUGGUUGUCUAACCGUAACCACUCUGCACAACUCCAGCUCUGUAGACAUGUACACAGUAAAUUUAUUAUGGUGUUUUCUAUGUUUGCCAACACACAGUGAAGAUGUAAGAUAGUUUUGAUAAGACUACUGAGGACUGGGCUGUGUGUGUCAGACAUGGCCCCCUUCCACUGAAAGGCACAAUCAAGGACUAUAACCCUCAGCCAGCUGGGGGAGAAAAACUGAUGUACAUGUACCAUGUAAAUGUUUUUAAAUACUGUAAUUAAUUUUAUUAUUUAAAGUAAUUUAUAGAAUAAGUGCAUGGUAAAAAGAAAAUUGGCACAUCUUUUUUAAAAUCCCUUACCUUUCCUUUGGGUGUUUGGACUUCUCGGUGAAGCCAUAGGAGCUGCCACAUGUGAACUAACAUGCUCUUUUUAAUAUAUAAAAAUCUUUUCUCCAAAA
This is a messenger RNA of Conger conger (European conger), 4498 nucleotides long. It is a transcript of the gene fgd4a, whose product is annotated as FYVE, RhoGEF and PH domain containing 4a. The transcript is spliced from 18 exons. Gene Ontology annotation, molecular function: guanyl-nucleotide exchange factor activity; metal ion binding. The record is from RefSeq and is a predicted model, not a curated record. Gene Ontology annotation, biological process: filopodium assembly; cytoskeleton organization. NCBI's taxonomy places the organism in Eukaryota, Metazoa, Chordata, Actinopteri, Anguilliformes, Congridae. Gene Ontology annotation, cellular component: cytoplasm. The coding region runs from base 304 to 2886 and encodes 860 amino acids.